Dermatophagoides pteronyssinus (European house dust mite) is the source of this 549-nucleotide messenger RNA. RefSeq lists its product as uncharacterized. The record is from RefSeq and is a predicted model, not a curated record. Lineage: Eukaryota; Metazoa; Arthropoda; Arachnida; Sarcoptiformes; Pyroglyphidae.
UUAAAUUAUUUCGAAUCAAGAAAAAAAACAUAAUGAAAAAUGGAAAAACAUUCGAUUUUUCUUACGUCAGAAGAAACCAUGUUAGAUUCACGAUUAGUUGGUUGGACGGUUUUUAUUGGAGUUUUAACGAUAUUUGUAUCAAUGAUAGUUGCACUUCGCCGUCGAUUUAUGUUGAUUGAAAUUAAAAAUAUUUUACAAUUAACAACAAAAGAAUUUAUUGAAUAUAAUAAUGAUGUUACUGAUAAUAAUGAUGAUGAUAAUAAUAAUUAUCAAACAAAAUGUUUACAACAAAUACGUGAUACAUUGAUUGAAGUUAGAAUCCGAGAAAUGGCUAUCAAACAUUUUCGAACAAAAUUAACGGAUUUUAAUGUGUCGAACAACAAGGAAAAUAAAAAAUCUAAAAAAAAUAAAAAAUGUAACAACAAUAGUACGCCAUCUGUUGUUGAUCAGGCAAACAAUUGGAUUUUUUUCUAAAAUCUUUGCAAAAAAAAAACCUGUUGGGUAAUUUUGUAAUUUUUGUGUAAUUUUUUUGAUUAAUUACAGCGAAUU